AUGAAUUCCACUACUCCACUAGAAGUAAAUCUUGGAAUAUUUCCCACUAUCUUUAAAGCGUCCAUUGGCUCUCUUUCUCUAUUAUCAGUCAUUCUUCUCACUGUCUACCUCUGCACCCGCAGAGGACCAUCUCCGCCGGACCCUUCUUCCCAUGAUGGCGUCUCCUCUUCCUCAGACGUUCAAGACCCCUCAUUCUCCGUCACCAUCAACAUCGAAGUCCCUCUCAAUACCUACCCCAAAAUUCUUUUCUCGGAUGCCAAACAUGAAAAGGGUGAUUCCAGGAUAGCUUCUUCCUCGAUAUGCUUGGUAGAGUAUAGUGAUAAUGAUGUGCUGCGUUUACUGCCAGACUGUGGUCAUGUCUUCCAUGUGCAAUGCGUUGAUCAGUGGCUGAAGCUGCAUCCUACUUGCCCCAUAUGUCGAAACUCAUCUCCUCAUACUCAAAGUAAUCUAACACCUCAAAUGCCUCCUACGCCAACUACACAACCCUUCGUUGAUCCCUUAUUUGUAAGGUUAAUGCACUAA
This is a messenger RNA of Hevea brasiliensis (rubber tree), 522 nucleotides long. Its product is annotated as RING-H2 finger protein ATL70-like. Lineage: Eukaryota; Viridiplantae; Streptophyta; Magnoliopsida; Malpighiales; Euphorbiaceae. The record is from RefSeq and is a predicted model, not a curated record. Bases 1 to 522 code for a protein of 173 amino acids. The transcript has a single exon.